AUGCAGUACGUUGGACGAGCUAUUGACUCUGUAUCAAAGACUUGGUCUUCGAUCAACCCUGCCACUCUUUCUGGUGCGAUCGAUGUGAUUGUGGUUGAUCAUCCUGAUGGAACUCUUGCAUGCUCCCCGUUCCACGUUCGAUUCGGUAAAUUCCAGAUUUUAAAACCAUCCCAAAAGAAGGUUGAAGUGAUUGUUAAUGGUAAAUCUACCAACAUUCCAAUGAAGCUUGGCGAUUCCGGAGAAGCUUAUUUUGUCUUCCAGACGUCUUCCGACUUUCAUGGAAUCCCUAACGACCUUUUGGCAUCGCCUGUGGUAAGUGCUACAAGCAGCCCAUCCCAAUCACCACAUUCUAGUAGUACUCGUUUGGACAGUGAUACUGCCAAUGAAGCGGGAAAGAGCGAAGAUAAGAAAGUUCUUGAAGAACCAGAUUUUUUGGAUAUAAACGAUGCAGGAUCCACUGAAGAUCGAACACACUCAACGAUAUCUAGUAACAGCAAUAGUCCUACUCCUGUUUCCAGAACCAAGAUGUUCCAAGAAAAAUUGAAUAAGAGACUAACUCAAAUUCAUAUACCCAGCACUUUGGAGAAUAAUGGAGAUUUGUUACUGGACAUAGAAGGUUACAAACCCAAUAAAGAUAUGAUGCAUGAUACAGAUAAUCAAUUGAAACAGUUGUUGCAGGACGAGCUUGGGAACGAAUCCGAUAUCUCUAAUUUCGUGAAGGAAGACGGCAAGGGUAAUAUAAGAAUAGUAAAUCCAUAUGAACAUGACCAUCUUACUCCGCCAGGAUCACCUUUAUUGCUGACUGAUGAAUCAAGUUCGAAUAUGGACUCCAGACCGGAAACAGCCGACUCCACCACUGUUUCAUCAGACGUUGAAAGUCACAAUGAAUCACAAGAACCAGUCGGGACCAGUUGCGGCCAACAAUAUAUCAAGACUCUGAGAUUAUCAAGUGAUCAGCUCAAAUGCUUGGAUUUGAAGUACGGUGAAAACGAUCUAACUUUUUCUGUUGAUCAGGGCAGGGCCGUGGUAACAUCGAAGUUGUUCGUUUGGAGAUGGGACAUCCCCAUUGUUAUAAGUGAUAUUGAUGGUACAAUCACCAAGUCAGAUGCUUUGGGCCAUGUUAUGACUAUGAUCGGUAAGGACUGGACACAUUCAGGUGUUGCCAAACUGUUCACCGAAAUUUACCGCAAUAAUUACAAUGUGCUAUAUUUGACCGCAAGAAGUGCAGGACAGGCAGACUCCACCAGAAGCUACCUCCGGUCAAUUGUGCAAAAUGGAAACAAACUUCCUUUAGGACCGGUUAUACUCUCACCAGAUAGAACGAUGGCGGCAUUAAGACGUGAAGUCAUCUUGAAGAAGCCCGAAGUUUUCAAGAUUGCAUGUUUGAACGAUAUCAGAUCCUUAUACUUCAGACCACAAGAGAAACCGAAUAAUUCAAAUGACGGACGUGGUGAGGAUGAAGAGGAAGAAGAUCCAGAUGAAAGGCCUACACCUUUCUUUGCAGGAUUCGGCAACAGAAUCACUGAUGCGCUUUCCUAUAGGACAGUCGGUAUUCCGAGCUCAAGAAUUUUUACAAUUAAUCCCGAUGGCGAAGUGCAUAUGGAACUAUUGGAGUUGGCAGGUUAUAAGAGUUCUUACGUUUUCAUCAACGAGUUGGUGGACCAUUUUUUCCCACCUGUGGUGCGUAGCGAUGAUGAAAUGGGAAGUAUAACUUCGAUGACUCCAGGAUCCCCUGCGAAUAACACUCUCGAUCUCGACGGCAAUGCCGAUAGUAAUAUACUUAUGAGGAAGAAGCAAGAGAAGAAAUUCACCGAUGUUAAUUUUUGGAGAGAGCCGAUUCUCGACAUCGAUGAUCUUUCCGAUAUAAGUCAAAGUGAUGACGAGAACAAUACAUCUAAUAAAGGGCCCGAGAAUUUGACGAACGCAUUUAAGGGAAAGGCAUCUGAAGAUUCGACAAAGAAGAACGAAAGUCGAAGAUUCUCGUUAAUUGGCAGAUCGGCCCCUGACCGUACAGAUGAUGUUGGGACACUUCAUGUGCGACAAAAUGCGGAUGAAAAUGCGUACGGCAAGAACUUUUCAACACCAAAGAAAAACAGACGUCCUUCAAGUAAAGAGGAGAUCGGAAAACAAAUAUAUCUCGAGCUGGGGUCGCCGUUGACCUCACCAAGGUUGAAUCACAUCGAUUCCAGAGAUCUCGAUGACCACCUAAAGAAUUUCUCCAUAUCAAGGCCCGCACCGGCUAUUGCUGGAGUUUCAAAAGUUAAUGUCAUGGACGAUAACCAUUCGGUGACCAGUGACGAAACCUCAGCUCAUCAACCCGAUCAUAUCACCAACCGUAAUGAUGAAGGCGAAGAGGACGACAGCAUGGACGACGAAUUCGACGAAGAUGAUUUUAUAGAUUAA
Torulaspora delbrueckii is the source of this 2403-nucleotide messenger RNA. It is a transcript of the gene PAH1, whose product is annotated as phosphatidate phosphatase PAH1. Gene Ontology annotation, cellular component: nucleus. The transcript has a single exon. Gene Ontology annotation, molecular function: phosphatidate phosphatase activity. The record is from RefSeq and is a predicted model, not a curated record. Bases 1 to 2403 code for a protein of 800 amino acids. Gene Ontology annotation, biological process: triglyceride biosynthetic process; fatty acid catabolic process. NCBI's taxonomy places the organism in Eukaryota, Fungi, Ascomycota, Saccharomycetes, Saccharomycetales, Saccharomycetaceae.